This is a messenger RNA of Vanessa tameamea, 1991 nucleotides long. RefSeq lists its product as uncharacterized. NCBI's taxonomy places the organism in Eukaryota, Metazoa, Arthropoda, Insecta, Lepidoptera, Nymphalidae. The transcript is spliced from 11 exons. The coding region runs from base 337 to 1464 and encodes 375 amino acids. The record is from RefSeq and is a predicted model, not a curated record.
GGACAAAGUUAAUUUAUAAAGUCGAUGUCCUGCCACUUUGUUAGCCAGUCUCGGAUGUACCGCGACGCCAUUCAAAACGCACCGAACGUGGCCGCUCCCAAAUAAUUUGGAUUAAAUCCCGAAUAUUUUUCCAGUUCGCCAUUGCUAUUCGGCUCGCGUCCGGCGUCCUAGGCCGUUCGCGCGACACGCCACUGACACAUUUCUGCGGUUUCGCGCGCCUUUUGAAUUUAGAACAGUUUUCGUUUUUCUUUUGAUACGGUGCUAUUGCUCAGACACGUGAAAUUCGGAAAAUUGUACUGUGUUUUUUUUAUUGUUUAAUUUGUCGGAUUUUUCAAGAUGGAAAUAAGGAGACGUGGUGGACCAUCAUUUCUGACAUAUUGGAUAUUUUUGCUGCAAAUGUUAGGCAGUGCUCGUCGCGGCGCAGAAGGACAUGGUCGCCUUAUGGACCCUCCCGCGCGUAAUUCUAUGUGGAGGUUUGGUUUUCCAAACCCUGUCAACUAUAAUGACAACGAACUCUUCUGUGGUGGAUAUGCCGUCCAGUGGGAGCAGAACUCAGGACGGUGUGGUGUGUGUGGUGACGCAGAUAAUCUCAACGAACCGCGGCCUCAUGAGGCCGGAGGGAUGUACGGCAAGGGCAUCAUAACCAGACACUACAGCGUUGGACAGGAAAUAGAAAUAGAAGUUGAAUUAACGGCGAAUCAUCUUGGCACAUUUAUAAUAAAGCUCUGUCCGAACAACAAUCCGAAACAAGAAGCGACUCAAGAGUGCUUUGACAGGUACCCGCUUUACAUAUCCGGAACACGAGAGGAGAGAUUCCUUAUACCUCUAGACACUGCCAAGAAAGAACAAUUCAGGUACCGAGUGAGGUUACCUCCUUACGUAACUUGUACGCAAUGUGUCUUACAAUGGACAUAUUAUACAGGAAACAUGUGGGGUAUAUGUCCGAACGGCACGGAAGCUGUCGGAUGUGGUCGCUCUGAAACAUUCAGGAACUGCGCGGAUGUGAGUGUAGUGACCAGCACCGGUGGUCUCCCGCCAGCGUUUGCUGGUGGCCUGCGAAAAGACAACCCGUUCUUGUUGUACUACAGGGACUAUAACAUGCCUCAAAACGUCUACCCUCUUGUUGUCAGAUAUAUACAGAAUGGAUUACAAAGAGAGAAAUUUCGUGCUAUUAGCAACGAUAUAUCUGAUAGUGAAACAGAGACGGACGUAGGUCCUCACGUCAUUAGAGAUCAAGUCUGUCUGCCAUCUCUUAGUUACCGUGUAAUACCUGGAAUGUUAAGCUGGUGUCAGACUAACUGCCUGCGGUACCCUCCCAAUUGUCCUGAGAAUCUGUGCCAAUGCCCACAAGUCUGCGAAGCAGUUGGUGAGUUGGAGGGUCGGGAAGGUGCCGACGUGUACUGUAUGGACCAGUGCAUCGUGUAUCCGCCGCGCUGCCCCAAAGAUAGGUGUCGCUGCUAUUAGCAUGGAACUGGUACCAGUGGCGCCCAAAACUGAAGCUUGCAUUUUUUGCAAAAUGCUCACAAUUACCGCGCCGUACUUAAUAGCGUUUUUACUACAUCAUCUUAUCCUUUUGUCCACAAUAAAAUUCUUACAAUUACUUUCCUUAAUAUUUCAAUGACAUUACAUUUGAUUGAUUGCAAGCACAUUACAUUUGAUUGAUUUUAUCUAUAUAAACAUUUAGCUGCCUAUCUAAGACAAAAUUGUAAAAAUAAAAAACAUGCACGACUUAUUGAAACGAAUAAUUACUUACAAGAAACUUCAUUGAAAAUAUCUUGUCGAUGAAAUCCUUCCUGUGUUUGAUUUAUAUAAUCAAACUAUAAAUAUUAUUAAUUUGCGUUCCUCUUCAAUACUUAUCCUUUGUUUUAUUGAGUAUUCUGUUUUCUUAAAAGUUCUAUAAACCUAAUGUACAGCUGUAUAUAUUAUACGUAAUUCUUGUAAAUCAAUAAUACAAGAUUUUAUAUCUAUUUUUUAUGUUUGGUGUUGCCACG